CCCGCCCCCUCCACAGCCAUUGGUUGUUCGUCCACUAAUCGGCAGCGCAGCAGGGCCUGAGGGACUGCAUAUGUAAAGAGCUGCUUAAUAUUCAUGAGCAGUUUUCGGGGCUUAAAGUGGUUGAUUAGUGGCUUCACACAGCUCUGCUGCCCGGCUGUGUGUGUGUGUGACAGUCCGUGUGUGUGUGUCCUGCCUUCAGCCCCGUCACUUUCUCUCUCUCUCUCUCACUCUCUCUCUCUCACACACACACACACUCACUGACAUCCACACAGAGCUGAGCCCGUGCCGCUGCACACACUCCGCUGAAUGAACGGAGCGCAAGAAAGGACGGAGGAAAAGAGAGGAGACAUUUAAAAGAAAAAGAAACAAACAAAAAAGAAUUUGUUCUUCUUGUUUUUCCGGAGAGGCUGACCCGACAAUGACCCGCCCUCGUCGAUGGAUUUGGUAGGACGUCCGCUCCCCGAGUGUUCUUUAAUGCACUCUGAACAAGAAAUGAACCUAUCGAAGGGCCCUCUAGUGAACAGCAGCAGUCAAGACAACUCCAAGUCCACCUUUGGUAAAUGCAGCGCUGGGGUGUGGAGGAUGCACCAGAGCUACGAUCCAGUGGAGGUCACCCACAUGAGAGACGCACAUGCCCUCUACAACCCAAGGCUUCUCUGCAGAAUGUCCGGUAAGGAGCGCCACCUAGAGUCCAACUGUCCAUCCUCCUAUAUAAAGACUGAACCAUCUAGUCCUGCCUCCUUGACUGACAGUCUAAACCAUCACUCACCUGGUGGCUCCAGCGACGCCUCAGGCUCGUACUCGUCCACCAUGAACGGCCACCCCAACGGCCUGGACUCCCCAAGUCUUUAUGGCUCCAACGCUGCCCCCCUGGGCCCGGCCGGUGGUCCCGGAUCAAAGCGUUACGAGGACUGUUCGUCAACGAUCGGGGAAGAGUCUCAGAUCAAAUGCGAGUACAUGCUGAAUUCAAUGCCUAAGAGGCUUUGUCUGGUCUGUGGAGACAUCGCGUCAGGAUACCACUAUGGAGUGGCGUCCUGUGAGGCCUGCAAGGCCUUCUUCAAACGCACCAUCCAAGGGAACAUCGAGUACAGCUGUCCAGCCACCAACGAGUGUGAGAUCACCAAGAGGAGGCGCAAGUCCUGCCAGGCCUGCCGCUUCAUGAAGUGUCUGACUGUGGGGAUGCUGAGGGAGGGUAAGGGAAAAGGUGUUCGUCUGGACAGGGUACGUGGUGGGAGACAGAAGUACAAGCGCAGGAUAGAUGCUGACAACAGUCCAUACCUGAACCCCCAGCUGGCUCUGCCCCCCAAGAAACCAUUUGCCUUUGGCUGCCUUGCAGAUAACAAAAUUGUCUCUCACCUGCUGGUGGCUGAGCCCGAAAAAAUUUACGCCAUGCCUGACCCCACCGUCCCGGACAGCGACAUCAAGGCCCUGACUACGCUCUGUGACCUCGCAGACAGAGAGCUGGUGGUCAACAUCGGCUGGGCCAAACACACUCCAGGUUUUUCCACCCUGUCGUUGGCAGACCAGAUGAGUCUACUGCAGAGUGCAUGGAUGGAGAUCCUGAUACUGCGUGUGGUGUACCGCUCCUUGUCCUUUGAAGACAAGCUGGUCUAUGCUGAGGACUACAUCAUGGACGAGGACCAGUCCAAACUGGCUGGACUUCUGGAUCUGAACAACGCCAUCCUUCAACUGGUCAAGAAAUACAAGUCCAUGAAGCUGGAGAAGGAGGAAUUUGUUACACUGAAAGCCAUAGCUUUGGCCAACUCAGACUCCAUGCACAUUGAAGACGUGGAUGCAGUGCAGAAGCUCCAGGACGUUCUCCACGAGGCCCUGCAGGACUACGAGGCCUCCCAGCACCAGGAGGACCCCCGCAGGACGGGCAAGCUGCUCAUGUCCCUGCCUCUGCUGCGGCAGACCUCCACCAAGGCAGUGCAGCACUUCUACAGCAUCAAGCAAGACGGAAAAGUCCCCAUGCACAAACUGUUCCUGGAGCUGCUGGAGGCCAAGGUGUGAGGACCAGGGGCCGGUCCAAGGAAGGAGCAGAACCAGUCGGACCCGUCCAGACUGUAGACCUCAGAACUCUGACCGACUGUGUUGAGUCGUUUCUUCUUCUCUUUUACACACACACACACACACACACACACACACACCAACAGUCCAACACACAGGAGGAAUCUGUGAAUGAACAAGUCCAGAUGGAGCAGAAGACCUGGAGGAAAGAAAACUGGACCAGAACCACUGACACUACUGGGUUCUCUUUAAACAGUACUAAGAAUUUCAAACACUCUUCCCUCGUGUUAUUUACAGACAGUUAAAGGAAGUUUGGAGAGAACUGCCUCACCCCUCCGGCCUCACCCCCAACAUUUUUUAAGUGUCAAUAAUGAUGGACUUUAAAAAAAAGAAGUGAAAAAAGUGGAGUUUGUUUCUUCACAUGUAGAGAAACGUUGUCAUGGAUGGAUAGAACCAAGAGGAGCGAGCUGAAAGGAUGGUUCAGGGGAACUCAGAACCGUUUCUCAUCUUCACCUCCAGGAGGUCCAACCCUGGGCUCCAGGACUGUUUGACUCUUUGAUUAUUAGUUGUUAAGUUUACCUGUAAACUACAGCACUCUCUAGUUCUUCUUCUCUCUGAAGCUGAGGACCCACUGAAGUGAAGACAUCCACCCCU
This is a messenger RNA of Cynoglossus semilaevis (tongue sole), 2664 nucleotides long. RefSeq names its product estrogen-related receptor gamma a (gene esrrga). The transcript has 9 exons. Lineage: Eukaryota; Metazoa; Chordata; Actinopteri; Pleuronectiformes; Cynoglossidae. Gene Ontology annotation, cellular component: nucleus. Gene Ontology annotation, molecular function: nuclear steroid receptor activity; zinc ion binding; sequence-specific DNA binding. Gene Ontology annotation, biological process: regulation of DNA-templated transcription. Bases 436 to 2013 code for a protein of 525 amino acids. The record is from RefSeq and is a predicted model, not a curated record.